AUGUCUGUUCUUCCACAUCUACCUUCGGAUGCAGUCCAGCAAUCGACUUUGCUCGUUCUUCGAGCCACAAGCCUUAUCCACACGAGUGUCGACUCUGCGGAGCAGCAGCGUCGGCAAGAAGAUCUGAUGCGGCUCGUUGGAACGUCUGAUGCAUGGGGACUCGUGAUCCCAUUCCUUGGGCACGACGACGUCAAUGUUCAGUUCUACGGAGCCCAUAUCCUUGGUGUCAAAGUAGUCCGAGAGUGGAACUCAUUAGGCGAAGAUAUCCAGCUACCACUGAGAGACACGGUCCUACAGCUCACUGCGACUGCGAUCGCACUUCAACGACCAAAGAUGGUUUUAAGAAAACUCUACAUUGCGGUCGUAAAGAUUACAUCAAUGGCCCUCAAGCUCAAUACAACGUCUCCUCCCAAGUGGCCAGAUUUUCUUAAUUACUCUUUGUCCUCUUUGCAAUCGCAAGGAGCAAACCGGGAGACAUUACUCGAGUUCAUGACUAUUGCCGUAGAGGAAGUCUCAAGAGCAUCCAAGGUUGCGAGUGUUCAAAUUACAGAAUCACUUAAUGCGGCUAUUCCGGCCUUCAUGGAGACUUUCUCGACUACUGUUCUGGGUCCAUCAGUCCCAGAAAGCGAGAGGAUAGGUGCUCUCAAGUGUCUCCAGGCCUGGGUAGGAUGGGGAAUGACCGGAAAUGAUCUUACAUCCGUCGUUCCGACAUUACUCUCUGUCCUCUCAUCCCCUUCACUGUUCAUUACCGUAUCAGAUGUCUUGCAGGAUAUCCUCACCGCAUCUGCCUUGGCCGAAGGCGCUGGCGUAAAGACUCUCACAGAGCCACUAUUGGAUUGGAUAUCUACGACUGGAAGGACAAUAGCUGACGCUGCUGUUACCGAAGGAUCACCCAACGCAAUAUCUACCUCGUUUUGCAAGCUCAUAUGUGCGCUCGGCGACCAUUCCAAUGGAUAUAUUGCCACCAAGCUAUACAGAGCCAGCCUUCAAGGACAGUCCGACUCUCCCGCUUUGGAACCGCGGGUACAAGAGUUUCUUCGUCUUAUGCUCUUGUACACUGGAUUCCCAGGAUACUAUGGCGUAGACGAAGAAGACUCGGAAUUGACACUCGGCUUUUGGUAUCUCCUGCAAGAAAGUUUAUGGGAGGUCGGAGAAGGCGGCGAAGAGGAUUGGGUGGAUCUUAUCAACUCUGAAACAGAAAAGGCCAUUCAAAACGCGAUUGACACCGUGAAUGCCAAUGUCCUGGAUCCUGAAGGACCGAUGCGGUCGCCGAUUCAAUACGAGAGCGAGAUUCCAAAGGCGUCGGAUAAACAAGAUGGAAUGGGCCUGGCAAGAGUGCUGUUUGCCGAAGUUGUGACGACCCUCAGGAGAAAGAUCACUUGGCCUUCUGCCGCUCAAAUACACGCCAGCGGUGGCUGGGAUGCAGAACAACGCGAGAUGUUUGGCAUCUAUCGUCGGAAUGUUGGAGACACGCUCAUCAACGCGUGUUAUGUCCUCCGGGACAAGUUCCUGGAGAACCUAUUGAAUGACAUGAAGGAUCAAUUGGCCCAGACAUCUCGCGACGUUACCAGUUGGGAGAAUGUCGAGGCUACGCUCUUCUGCAUCAAGGCAGUACACGACGCUUUGACGACCAGCAACCUCGAACCGCUCGAGUUUCUCUUCUCGGAGUCGACUAUGAACGCGUUGCCUCAAGUCGGGGCCCAUCGCGUGCGCUGGACAAUGCUUACUCUGAUUGGUGAAUAUGCGUCCUAUUUCACCACAGUCUCAUCCACUCCGUCGUUGUUACGGGCAGUCAAUUACACAGUUACCGCACUACCGGAGCCUUCGCUAUCUCUUCAAGCCUCUAUGUCACUCAAAGAUCUUUGUGAUGCCAAUAGGGCAAUAUUAGCACCUCAUAUCAACUCUUUCGCUGACCUUCACCGGAAUGUGGAACUUCUUGGACCCGAGGAGAAAAGCAAAGUCAUCGAAAGUAUCUCAAGCGUCAUCUCUGCACUUCGACCAGAAGAGCAAGUGGAGCCUAUUAUUGCCAUCGUCCAGCCUCUGUUGCAGACAUUGGCCACAGCGUUGAACACAGGACUAGCACUAGAAGAGUCACAGCCGAGAUGUAUAGCUCAAUUGCGGAGCCUUACUGGAUGCGCGCGUGGACUGACACCGAUCUCUGAUCCGCUGACAGAAGGAACCUUUGUUCCGGAUGCGGAUGCGAUUGCUAAAACGAGACAAGAUGAGCGAAUCUUCAAGCUGAGGGAGCAAAUUACACUGGCAAUCGAAUCCGUCGUGAACCUAUGGGGUUCCGAUGCGGAGAUUACUUCGGUACUAAGUGAUCUCAUAAAAGGUAUUACUGCAACGCAAGCGGAAGAAAGUAUACUCUCGUUAUCUCCUCAGCCGUUGCUCCAGAUAAUAGCAAAGGCCAAUCAACGACAAGUCACUUCAACGUGGCUUACGCUUGCAACUAUUCUCACCGGCCAACUCUAUCCAGGAAAGAGCCUCGAGAAUCUCAAUCCCAAGCCGACAAGAGAUGCGAUCCAAUUUGUUGAGCAGCUUGCUCCUGAGAUUAUGGCACCGUGUUUGCUUUUGAUGACGAACACAGAGUAUCUAGAAUCUAAUCCGGAUGUAGUCCAAGAAUUCUUCCGGUUCGCGGAAGUUGUUGCGUUGGACUUCUCAACGUCGAUAUACCGGUUGCCGCAAGAUCUCUUAUCUUCUUUGUUACAACAGGCGACCGUAUCUCUUGGAUUGCAGGAGCGGUAUUCAUUGGCAGCGAGCUGCAGAUUCUUCGUGACGCUACUACGCAAAACUCUCACAACGAGCGAACUUGCGCGUGAAGCAGAUGCUCUCAUGAGCCUCCACGGGAAGCAAAUCGUCGCGGCGAUAGUGUACGGUGUGGCUGGUCUCGCCCCCCGUUCGGUCACAGCAAAUCUCAACGAGAUAUUAUUCUGUAUCACGUCAACUCGGCUCGAACAAGCCCGCGCAUUUCUCUCGGAGAUUCUGUUCUCCCCGGAUUUCACCGCCAAAUAUCCAAUGGCGACACAAAAGGCAAAAGAAACGUUUAUGACCUCGCUACUUGCGGCGAGAAACGCUCACAAAGGACGACAUGCGGUCACGCAGUUCCAGACGAUCACUCGCGGAUUGGAAGGAACAACCUAUGGCUAUGUCACCAUAUAA
This is a messenger RNA of Serendipita indica DSM 11827, 3159 nucleotides long. The record is from the annotation of a GenBank genome assembly. Lineage: Eukaryota; Fungi; Basidiomycota; Agaricomycetes; Sebacinales; Serendipitaceae.